Molecule: messenger RNA, 2190 nt
Organism: Balaenoptera acutorostrata (minke whale)
Lineage: Eukaryota; Metazoa; Chordata; Mammalia; Artiodactyla; Balaenopteridae
Product: disintegrin and metalloproteinase domain-containing protein 29
Exons: 1
Coding region: 1-2190 (729 amino acids)
Biological process (GO): proteolysis; male gonad development
Cellular component (GO): external side of plasma membrane; sperm head plasma membrane; plasma membrane
Molecular function (GO): metalloendopeptidase activity
Source: RefSeq, a predicted model, not a curated record
AUGAGGAUCAUACUCUUGCUACACUGGCUUGGGGUGUUUCUGUCUUUUUCAGGACAUACCCGGGCUGAGCACCCCCAAUAUCACAGUCCUCCAGAAGUGGUGAUUCCCUUGAAGGUAACACACCCUGGCAGAAGCAUGAAGCCUCCAGGCCAGCUCUCUUACAGCCUGCAUUUUGGGGGCCAGAGACACGUUCUCCACAUGAAUAUCAAGAAGCAUUUGCUGUCCAGACACCUCCCAGUGUUCACCUACUCAGACCAGGGUGCUCUCCUGAAGGACCAGCCUUUUGUCCAGAAUGACUGCUACUAUCAUGGUUAUGUGGAGGGGGACCCAGAAUCCCUUGUUGCCCUCAGUACCUGUUCUGGUGGCUUUCAAGGAUUAUUACAGAUAAAUGAUGUUGUUUAUGAAAUUAAGCCCAUGAUUUUCUCUACCAAAUUUGAACACCUGGUAUAUAAAAUGGACAGUGAGGAGACCCAAUUCCCAAACAUGAAAUCUGGUUUUACGCAAGAAGAGGAAAUUGUACGCCAAUUUGAGUUUCAAGAGAUUGGUAAUUCUACUCUGAAACAAAGUCAUUAUGAUGGCUGGUGGAUCCAUUCAUUCUUUGUUGAAAUUGCACUGGUGGUGGACAAUACUCUAUAUAAUCAUUUUAAAAGGAAUGUCUCAAAGUUGCAGGAGGAUGUGUUUCUUAUUGUAAAUAUAGUGGAUUCCAUUUAUCAGGUAAUGGGUAUGAAGGUGUUAUUGUUUGGUAUGGAGAUCUGGACUAAAAGAAACCAGGUUGAAGUGGAUGCUGUAAGGAGGUCUCUGAGAGAUUUUUGCCAUUGGAAGGCUAAUACCAUUGAUGCCCGCAUGGCACAUGAUACUGUACAUCUUUUUAUAAAUAAGACCUUGAGAGGAUUAAGUGGUUUAGGCUAUGUUGCAGGAAUGUGUAGAUCACACUUUAGUUGUGCAGUUGUUACUUUUGCAAACAAAACCUUGGCCAUUAUUGGAAUUGCAGUAGCUCAUCAUAUAGGUCAUAAUUUGGGUAUGUUUCAUGACACUGUAUUGUGUGUGUGUUCUGCAGGUUAUUAUAGAUGUAUAAUGCGCCAUGACAACCCACCAAUAGCCCAAUUUAGCAAUUGUAGUUAUUCUUAUUUUUGGGGAUAUUCUGUACAGCAGGCAAAAUGUUUGCAGUACACUGUAUACACAAAGGACAUGUUUUCAAGGAAGCGCUGUGGAAAUGGUGUUGUUGAAGAAGGAGAAGAGUGUGACUGUGGAUCUUUUCAGCAUUGUUCAAAAGAUGCCUGUUGUCUGACAAACUGCAGUUUAAGUUUUGGGUCUACUUGUGCUUUUGGGCUUUGUUGCAAGGACUGCAAGUUCUUACCAUCAGGAGAAAUGUGUAGAAAGGAGGUCAAUGAAUGUGAUCUUCCAGAGUGGUGCAAUGGAUCAUCCCAUAUGUGCCCAGACGAUGUAUAUGUAGAGGAUGGAAUACCCUGUAAUGACAAUGCCUACUGCUAUGAAAAGAGAUGUAAUGACCGCAACGCACAAUGUAGGCAGAUUUUCGGCCAAAAGGCAAAAAAUGCAAACGACAGUUGCUACAAACAAGUAAACACUCAAGGUGACCGUUUUGGUAACUGUGGAGUCGAAGGCCCUACAUAUCUAAAAUGCAGUAUGUUGGACAGCUUGUGUGGGAGAAUUCAGUGCGAUAAUGUGGCAGAAAUUCCCCUUCUGACAGAGCAUUCGACUGUGCAUGGGACUCGCUUCAACAACGCCACCUGCUGGGGUACAGACUACCACACGGGGAUGACCAUACCUGAUCUUGGUGAAGUGAAAGAUGGCACAGAGUGUGGCCCAGAACAUGUCUGCAUCGGAAGGAAGUGCGUCCAUCUCUCUCGCUUGGAUAGUAAUUGUUCACCUAAGUUCUGUAACAUGAGGGGGAUCUGCAACAAUAAACAUCACUGUCAUUGUAACUAUAAGUGGGACCCUCCCAACUGCCUAAAACAAGGCAAUGGAGGUAGUGUUGACAGUGGCCCACCCCCUAAGAGAAAGAGGAUAAAGAAGAUUUACCUGGCCCUACCAUGUCUUAUUUUGUUGUUAAUUCUAUUAUGUUGUCUUCUUUUGCUCUGUAUGAGGAAAAAAACUAAGGAAAAAAAGGAAGAAGUUCAGCCUCAACCUGAAAAACCCAAGCAAAAGACUCAGACUCAACAUGGGAAAUAA